Messenger RNA from Kalmanozyma brasiliensis GHG001, 1080 nucleotides. RefSeq names its product Spo11/DNA topoisomerase VI, subunit A, N-terminal. Gene Ontology annotation, biological process: reciprocal meiotic recombination; meiotic DNA double-strand break formation; meiotic DNA double-strand break processing. The record is from RefSeq and is a predicted model, not a curated record. The transcript is spliced from 2 exons. Gene Ontology annotation, cellular component: nuclear chromosome. The coding region runs from base 1 to 1080 and encodes 359 amino acids. Gene Ontology annotation, molecular function: DNA binding; DNA topoisomerase type II (double strand cut, ATP-hydrolyzing) activity; ATP binding. NCBI's taxonomy places the organism in Eukaryota, Fungi, Basidiomycota, Ustilaginomycetes, Ustilaginales.
AUGACGAGCACACAACCAGCCGUGCUUGCGCGCAUCGAUGAGCUGAUCACCCAUUUUGUGCGUCAGCUCGUCUUGCAGGAUGCGGCUCUCCAACAGCCCACGCCACCAUUGUCGCUCUCCUCCGCUGACUCGCAAGCGUCAUCUAGCGAUCGACCAGCCAAGCGACGCAGAGCAGCACGAGAGGCAAAGCCCAAAGUGACACCCAUGAGACUGCUCAGCUUCGCCCAAGAUGGGGAGCGGAAGGAGAGCAACGUGUCUCCGCUGACCAGCUUGAAAGAGAUCAACACGGGGAGCAGGGACAUCUUCUACCAGUGCCUCCAACUGUUCCGCACCCAGGCCGCGUCGGACCGCAUCAUCAACCAGAUUGUCACCUUGCUCGGCUGUGCGGCUCGGGCGGAGCUCAACAUCGUUGCUAGCCCACGCGGGAUGAUCGCUGGACCGCUAACCCUGGUGCCACCGCGGCAGGAAGCGAUCAAGUGUAGGGCGGGACAAGCGCGAUUCAUCCCGCCCGAGGUCGGUGUUGGGUGGAGAGUUGACCUUCAAUGCACGCCGGAGUGCGCUUCUGCAAGGUGUGCGCAUCUCGUGCUGGUGGUGGAGAAGGAGGCGGUGUUCAAAACCCUUCUCCAGCACCAGGCCUUGGCUUCGAAUGCCAGCUCGAUAGAUUGGGGACGAGUCGUCAUCGUUACGGCCAAAGGCUAUCCAGACCACGCCACACGCACACUGCUACGUCUGCUUUCGUCCUCUCAGUGCCAGUUCGGCCGCGAGAUUCGGGUGCUGGGACUGUUCGAUGGCGAUCCGUACGGCGUGCACAUUCACCACCAGUUCGGGGUACAAUGGCUCGGUGUUGAUGUGGAAGACUUUCUUCCCCCCAACGAAGGUGGGGCAUUGGUACAGCUGCGCAACGACGAGCGGACGAUGGCGGUGCGUCUGCUCCGCACUCUGCCUCGAGACGAAGUCGAAAAGAGGACGAGGUUGACAACCAUGCUCCUGACGGGGUACAAAGUGGAGAUCGAGGCAGCGUACGACGUUUCCUCUGGCCUCGUCGGGUAUGUUGAGCACAAACUUUCGGAGUUGUCAUGA